CAAAACGUCACUCUCCUGAAAAGAAAAAGCAAAGCAACACUAGUUUCGUCGGCAGUAGAAGAAAAUUUUCUUUUGGCUUGAUUUUUGGUUACAAAAGCGGUCAGAAACCAGAAAAUUCUAGUGCAGUUUCCGGCUCCGUUGCUGUGAGAACCAGUGGCACCAGUGAAAUACAGCGAAAAUGUCCGACAUCGAUGACGAUUUCAUGUGCGAAGACGAGGAGGACUACGGGCUGGAAUAUUCGGAAGAUAGCAACUCGGAGCCGGAUGUGGACCUGGAAAACCAAUACUACAACAGCAAGGCACUCAAGGAGGAGGCUCCCCAUGAAGCGCUCAAGUCCUUCCAGAAAGUGUUGGACCUGGAGAACGGCGAGAAGGGUGAAUGGGGUUUCAAGGCACUUAAACAGAUGAUCAAGAUCAACUUUAAACUGCAAAACUAUCCGGAAAUGAUGACUCGAUACAAACAACUGCUGACCUACAUAAAAAGCGCUGUGACACGAAACCACUCAGAAAAGUCUAUCAAUUCAAUUCUAGACUAUAUUUCCACUUCUAAAAAUAUGGAACUGCUGCAAAACUUUUACGAAACCACCCUCGAUGCACUGAAAGAUGCCAAGAACGAUCGACUAUGGUUCAAGACCAACACGAAACUCGGCAAGCUGUACUUUGACCGGAGCGACUUCGGCAAGCUUCAGAAGAUUCUCAAACAGUUGCACCAAUCCUGUCAGACGGACGAUGGCGAAGAUGAUCUCAAGAAGGGAACCCAGCUGUUGGAAAUCUACGCCCUCGAGAUCCAAAUGUACACCGUUCAGAAGAACAACAAGAAGCUAAAAGCCCUGUACGAGCAAUCGUUGCACAUAAAAUCGGCCAUCCCGCAUCCUCUGAUCAUGGGCGUCAUUCGGGAGUGCGGUGGCAAGAUGCACCUCCGGGAGGGCGAGUUCGAAAAGGCUCACACGGACUUUUUCGAGGCGUUCAAAAACUACGACGAAUCGGGUUCGUCACGGCGCACGACCUGCCUCAAAUAUCUGGUGCUGGCAAACAUGCUGAUGAAGUCGGGAAUCAAUCCGUUCGACUCACAGGAAGCGAAACCGUACAAGAACGAUCCGGAGAUUUUGGCCAUGACCAACCUGGUGGUGAGCUACCAGAACAAUGAUAUCAUGGAGUUCGAGGCGAUUUUGCGAAACAAUCGCAACAACAUUAUGGCCGAUCCGUUCAUCCGGGAGCACAUCGAGGACCUGUUGCGUAACAUCCGGACCCAGGUGCUGAUCAAGCUCAUUCGCCCGUAUACCAAGAUUACGAUUCCGUUCAUAUCUAAUGAACUGAACAUCGAGCCGGUCGAGGUGGAGAGUUUACUGGUUUCCUGCAUUCUGGAUAGCACAAUCCAGGGACGCAUCGACCAGGUCAACCAGGUGCUGGAGUUGAACAAAGAGGCCCGCUGCGGAGCACGUGAUGGCGCCAUCGAGAAAUGGUCCAGCCAGAUCAACUCGGUACAAACGGCCAUCAUCAACAAAAUGGCCUAGAGGCGUGGUGGCGUUAAGGGCACAACACAUCAACCGAGGGUAAGUUCUAGUUCUAGCUGCGGAAUCAACACGAGUACGCAAAGAUUGGGGGUCCGCGCCAGUGUUCACAACUCCCAGUUUAGAUAAGUAUCGAAACAGAAACAAAACAAACAAACAAAAAUCGCGGGAAGGCUAGUCCUGUCCGCACCAUCCAACCGCUUUCAACCAUUUUUCAUUAUUAUUCGAAACGAGAAGGUAAAGAAAUGAAAACAGGAAUGUAAAGGAAGCUCACAAUAAAGACCGACGGUAGGAGUCACCCGUUGUUAUUAUAAAAGUAUAAA
Molecule: messenger RNA, 1833 nt
Organism: Aedes albopictus (Asian tiger mosquito)
Lineage: Eukaryota; Metazoa; Arthropoda; Insecta; Diptera; Culicidae
Gene: alien
Product: COP9 signalosome complex subunit 2
Exons: 5
Coding region: 179-1513 (444 amino acids)
Biological process (GO): protein deneddylation
Cellular component (GO): COP9 signalosome
Source: RefSeq, a predicted model, not a curated record